AUGUUGGCCACUGCUUCAAGUGGCAUCCUCAAGGACUGCAAGACUACUCCCAGUUCUUCCGUCAACUUGCGAGUCAGCCUUACGGUUGAUGAUCUUUCCCUCAAUGGGCUGCUCUCACAACCUUUGCUACCGGACCAGGCCUUAGUUGCUAGCUUCCGCAAUCUUGAGUAUGCAAAAAUACCCGGCAGGUGGCACGAGGCUGUACCUGUCAAUUUGAAGGACUACCCACGCGGCGAAGUCCAGGCGACACAAUGGGGACCACGGCCGCCGCAGUCAAUCGAUGAAAUGCAUACGCUGACAGGGCAUCUUUAUCCGCGCCUUUCCCAUUUGGAUCCUACCGAUGAGCUCAAGUGUCUCAAUCUGAAUGUCUAUGCACCUGCGAUAGCGUUGCCCAAUGCCUCUGUCGGGCAGAACGCUUCUACACUGCUCCCAGUGAUUGUUUGGAUUCAUGGUGGCUCGUUUCGAUGGGGAGAUGGUGGAUGUGAAUGUGAUGGACAAUACCUUGUUGCUCGCUCUAUGCAGACCCAGCAGCCUGUGCUAGUCGUUGGCAUCAACUAUCGGCUUGGAAUGUUGGGCUUUUUCAGCUCAGAGGAGCUACGCCAAGAGGCGUGCGAUCGAGGCGAGAAAGGUUACGCUAAUCUUGGCUUCCAUGACCAGAGACUGGCACUACAUUGGGUACGUGACAACAUUCACUUCUUUGGUGGCGACAAGUCGCGCAUCACGAUCGCUGGAGAGUCGUCUGGUGCCAUCUCGGUCCUUGCCCAUCUCCGCAGCCACGAGCCGGUGGCUCGCAACGCACUACUCAUGUCUCCCGCCACUGUAGCGCCGUGUCCUGUUGCGGAGACGCAAGUCACCUUUGACAAAGCUUGCGAGACGCUGGGCAUCUCCAAUGAAAGUGUAAGUUACAAGCUCGAGACGCUGAGGCAACUGCCUUUCGAGCGCCUCGACGAGCUUGGAGAAAAUAGACUGGAGUUUAUGUUGUCUGAAGAUCCAAUCUUUUUUGACAAUUGGCCAGCUGGAAAAUUCGUUGAGGUUUCGUCGUUUCCAAACUGGGCGAAUCGUGUGGUGGUUGGCCAAACAGCGGAAGAGCUUGCGCUCAUGGGCAGUGUCUGGAAGAGCCUGCCGCCCAUCAGUUUGUUGAAAGCAUGGAAAAGCGUAUUCACUAUGCCAGGUUAUGCGGAAGAGGUUUUCGCCACGUAUGGUGUAGCCGAUGUGGACAGUGGAAUCGAUGCCACCGCAUCGGUAGAGAAUUCCCGCGUCGCCGACGCCCUCGUCGACUACCUCAAUGACGCAAUUUUCGACAAUGCUGUUCGCGCUAUUGCUGAAACACAGUUCAAAAAUGACCAGUCUGCAGAGACUGCCGGUCUCUCAGCACGUGCGGCUGAGGUCCAUGUGUACAGCUUCGAGCAAAAAGACACAAUGGCGACCAAUGCACUGCUCAAAGAUCAUGCGUACCACUCACUGGACAAUGCUUUCUUCUUUUACUUCCCUGGUGUGACAAAACCAACAAAAGAUUCGCAGGUCCGCGCAACAGCGGAUGCAUUCAGCGGCGCGGCCUUGAACUUGGCAUACGACAACGAAGCCUGGCCACGGGUUACUGGACCAAACGACCAUGUGGCUCGCUUCUGCGGUGAAGCCAAAAUCCCGACUCGGAAACUUGACACGCCGCGUUGGGCAUCACUGGUGAAUACGGAAGAAAGGCUGGAGCAAUUCCUACAGGGUAAAGAUCUUUGUUGGGACCCAAGAAUUAUUCAAAAGCAUCUGCCAGCCGAGGUGAAAGAGUCCGCGCCAGAGCUUUAG
Molecule: messenger RNA, 1800 nt
Organism: Beauveria bassiana ARSEF 2860
Lineage: Eukaryota; Fungi; Ascomycota; Sordariomycetes; Hypocreales; Cordycipitaceae
Product: carboxylesterase-like protein
Exons: 4
Coding region: 1-1800 (599 amino acids)
Source: RefSeq, a predicted model, not a curated record